Molecule: messenger RNA, 3652 nt
Organism: Fonticula alba
Lineage: Eukaryota; Rotosphaerida; Fonticulaceae
Exons: 6
Coding region: 59-3520 (1153 amino acids)
Molecular function (GO): ATP-dependent diacylglycerol kinase activity; protein binding
Source: RefSeq, a predicted model, not a curated record
CACACACACACACACACACGCACUUUCUCCCCCUCCCCCUCCCCCCUUGCCCGGCCAGAUGUCUGGGCCCUCCUCACCGACCGCCGGGGCGGCAGGCCUGGCGCCUACGCUACCGACUAUCACCACGGUUGUGGUGGACGCCACGGUGUCGGCCACCCCUCAGGCCGGCGACGCUGACAACUCCCCCCUCAGUCGGCCCUCCUCGUUUGGAUCGUUUCAUGGAACGAGCAGCCCUUGCUCGGACUUCCCCCCGCACUCGGCCUCCUCCUCAAUCGGGUCCUUCGUGCAGGUCACACAUCCCGAGUCACCGACCGAGGCCGCCGGGUCCGGGUCCUCGCGGGACUCCUCACCGGACAGUCCACUCCCGGCUCUGCUGCCAUUGGCCUUUGGCUCGCGGUCGCGAUUGACCGAAAGCCCGCGCGCCUCGCCGAUUCACCUGCGCCGGUCCAUGUCCUCCAUCUCUUCCACCGGCAGCGAGCGGCCUCUGAGCAUGUCCGGUGGCCGGCUGCCCGGCAGCAGCACCGAUGACUUGCUCUUUGGCGCGAGUGGCACUCACGGGGCUUCCUCGCGGCCAGUGAGUGCCAUGCUCAGUGACAGCACCUCGGUUCGGAGUGACUCCAGCAUCGACCCCUCCGCGGCCACCACCCCUGGCGGAGAUUCUUCCAUGUUCAUCGGUACCGUGCACAACAGCCCCCCGAUGUCCGGCGACCAUGUCCCCUUGAAUGCCAAUGGAGCUGAGCUCCUACCCGGCCAGGGUGCCGGCCCCCCGCCGAAGCCGGCCAUCGCCCUGGCUCUGACCGACUACCUCGGUGAGACUCUGGAUUGCCUGCAGUUCCUCAAGGGCGAGCGCAUCCGGGUGUUUGGCCGCGCCGGUCCUGGUGUCUGGCGAGGCGAGUGCCAGGGCGUGGUCGGAACCUUCCCCGCAGAGCUGGUCCGCCCUCUGGGCAAGGACUUCGCCACGCGCUUGGCUGUCUGUGAGAGUCUCCCCGAUCGGUAUCUCCUGUCGGCGCCAUACAUGUUUGAUCAGCCGCCCGAUGAUUCUCCCUACCUCACCUCUUCGGCCGAGGGGGACGGUGAGCCGGAUUCCGACACGCGUGCCACCGGUCGGCCACCACUGCCCCCUGGCCGGUCGCCGAGUCAUGGCGUUGAUGCCGGCGUGGUGCACGAGCGCCUGCGUGAUGACCCCGACGAGGAUUUCGAUGACUUCCUGGUGGUGGAUUCGAUGGAGCGCUAUCGCACGCUCUCUCGGCUGUAUGCCACCCAGAAUAUCCCCCGGCCGCAUGAGAGCCUCAUCCUUCCGGCCAAGUGCGUGAUCUACGGCCCGCCACCGAGUCUCGGGCGUGGGUCGCCUGGCAGCCCUGCCAGCCCGAAGAAGAGCCUGUCGGAGCUGCUGUCGCUGCCCGUGCAGCCCCCCUCCGAGCAUCCGGUUGCCCUGGAUCCGGACCAUGCGCCUCCCAUGCCGCUGCUGGUGCUGGCACACCCACGAGCUGGUGGCAACCGCGGCGCGCGAGCUCUCCAAGCCUUCCGCAGCCUAUUGCACCCGGUGCAGGUGGGUGACCUGACGCAGGGGGGCCCCGAGCCCUCGCUUCGGCUCUUUUCCUACCUCAAUUACUUCCGCGUGCUGGUUUGCGGUGGUGAUGGGUCGGUGGCGUGGGUUCUCUCGUCGCUGGAUAAGCUUGGUCUGCUCGGGCGGUGCGAGGUGGCCAUUCUGCCGCUCGGCACCGGUAAUGACAUGGCCCGCGUUCUGGGCUGGGGUCCGGGCUAUGACCGACAGAAUUACCGCAAGUUCCUGGAUGCCAUCAGCCAGGCACAGCCACGCGAGCUGGACCGCUGGACCGUGCGCCUUGAGAAGUCCGACGGCACCGUCGAAGAGCGUGUUAUGAACAAUUACUUCUCCAUCGGCAUGAGCGCCAGCAUUGCCCUCAACUUCCACGAGGGCCGCACCCGGAACCCUGGGCUCUACCAGUCGCGCCUCUUCAACAAAGCCAUGUACCUGCUCGAUGGCGUGAAGGACUCCCUGACGCGGCCCUCGCGGCGCAUCCAGACUCGCGUGGCCAUGCGGCCGGCUCACCCCUCCGAAGAGCAACAGUACUUCGCGGACCCGGAUGCCCCGACCUCCAUCCUGUCGCCUGAUGAUCCCACCCUCCUGUCGAUGCCCAUCAUCCCGGAGAUGGCUCUCGACCCUGGGGCCUCCUUCAACAUGGUGCAUAGCCUGAGCGAUCUGUCACUGCCUGCUGGCGGUGGUGGCGCCAGCAGCGGGCACACAUCUGCUGCGGGUGGCUCGGCGGUGACCACUCCGCUGGCUGGGGCCAUGGCCGUGACCGCCUCAGCGCCGGCCCCCAUCGCCGAGGGGGGCACCCCCCGCGCCGGCGGAGCCUACUCGAUGCCGGUGACAUCGGCCUCGGAGUCGGCACUCCUCACGGCUGGUGGUGACGCCGGGGCCGGGGAGGACGGCACCGCUCCUGGUGGAUCUGCAUCAACCGGGGUCCUGAUGCGCAAGCCCCGGUCCGCGUCCUCGGCUUCAUCGUCACGCCCACCGAGCGAUGGCAGCGACGAUCUGUCCGACUCGGAGGCCGUCCCGCUAACCACCUGGCUGGAUCUGCCCGACAGCGAGGAUUUGGUCAUGAUGAACAUCAAUAGCUAUGCCGCCGGGAUUGUCCUCUGGCGGCAGGACCCCCCGAGUGACAUGAGUGAUGGACAAUUCGAGGUGGUUGCGGUCGGCAGCUCGGCACACCUGGGCAGCAUCAAAGUCGGCCUGGCCAGGUCGAAUCACAUUGCCCAAAUGCGCUCGGUGGUCAUUGAGAAUCGCAAGAACCAGGCCCUACCGAUCCAGCUGGAUGGCGAGCCCGAGAGGGUGGCCUUCCGCCGGGUGAUGAUUGGCUGGCGUAAUCGCGCGCGCAUGCUCGAGCGUGCGCCCGGGGUCCCCGGGGUCCCGGCGUAUGGCUCCGCGCCGUCGACUGCCGGGGCCACUGGCGGACCGACUCCCCCCUCGCGUGCGGCCACCUCGCCCGGGGCCCUCUCUCCGACGACAGAGCGGCCCCCGGUGAUGCCCCCGCCGCCAUCCCAGCCCGCAGGCCCUGGGACGUCGAUGUCGGCACCCGCGUCGACCGGGUCGGGGUCCCUCUCUCUUUCGACAGAUGGCGGCUCGCCCACGACUGCCGUCACGACGGCCACCGCCGCCCCAGCCGCCCUGCCCCAAAUCCAGGUUGACAGCACAGCGACCACCCCCUCGCCAUCGGCCAACAGUCCGAAGAUGAGCAGCUUCUCGCGCUUGCGCCGGCGUAGUUCCUUCCUGGCCACGCUGACCGGAGGCAGUGGUACGAGUCUCUCGCCUGCCCCCUCGCCAACGGAGGCCGCCACACCAUCGCCAGUGGUCAGCCCGAUCACCGGGUUGGCCAUCGGGUCGGCCAUGGCCACGCCGUCGCCGCAGCUGGCCACCCCCCGGAGCGGGGAGGCCGAUGAUGAUAGUGGCGGCGACAGCGAUGCCGAGACCGAAUCCCUCCUCUCACAUCAGCGGUGAGAGCGGGAAUCUGCCCCGGCUCCUUGUCCUGUCUUUUUGGGGGGAAGAUGAUGCCCCAUCCGCUGCCUCGGCUUUUUCUGGUACACAGUCCCAUGUCCCUGGCAAGGUGUCCCCGUCUCUCCCCCCCCCCCC